AUGAGGAUAGAAGGAGAAAAAGGUGUGAAAACACAAUCCGCGCCAAACAUUGGCCGCGGACGCGCAAAAGAAAUUUUGGCCGAGCAAUUCCAACCGGGCCGACCGUUACGGUCGAGCCGGGAAGGAAGCCGUGCUCGGCCGGAUCAUCUAUUGCGCGACAGAAACCGUUCGCGCGGCACGCACGAACCGGGAAAGAUUCAGGCCGCGAUCGGCCGAAAUUUUCGUAUCGGAACGGACCGACCGUUACGGUCGAUCCGGGAAACAAACGAUCGGCCUCGGCCGAAAUCUCUCGCCAAAACAAAUUUGGCCGACCAAAUCGCUCGACCGCGACAAACCAUCGGCCAUCGGCCCAAACUUUCUCGGCCAAGGUAA
Molecule: messenger RNA, 372 nt
Organism: Microthlaspi erraticum
Lineage: Eukaryota; Viridiplantae; Streptophyta; Magnoliopsida; Brassicales; Brassicaceae
Source: the annotation of a GenBank genome assembly